UCACGAAUGAUAUGAUAACGAGCAAUGCAAAUCAAAAGCAAAUAAAAAAUAUCCAUUUUACAUCCACUUUAUUGGUAAUUGUCUGUGAUUGUGCGUGGGUGUGGGGUUUGAAGGUGUGUGUACUUUGUGCGUGUAUUUUUGUAUGGUUUGACAGGAAGGGGACAUGGUCCGGUGGUCCGGAAAUCCAAUAAACACUGUAUUAUGAAUCACGCACGUAGUUGAGCCAUUUAGAAGUAUACUUACUGUGACUGCAUCAGAACUUCCCCAUUACAGUCUAAAGCGGAAUUGUGCUGUCGUAUGUCAGAAUACAUCAGAAACAUGGCAUUCUAUAAGCAGCAAGAUAUAUCUGAGCAACUGGUCCAGCUUUCAAGUGCUAACACCAGAUUCGCCCUAGAUCUUUAUCAAACAUUUCAAGAUGAACGGAGAGGUACAAAUCUGUUUUUCUCCCCUCUCAGCAUAUCGACCGCUCUAGCUAUGACACAGCUAGGAGCAUGUGGUGAUACAGCGACUCAAAUAGCUGAUGUCUUCCGUUUCAAUCAGGUUGACCAAGACCAACUUCACGGAACAUUCAAAGAGCUGAACAACUUGCUUUACCAAACAAAUUCCGGUUACAAACUUCAUGCUGCCAACAGGCUCUAUGGAAAAUCUGGCUACAACUUCGUUCAGUCAUUUCUUGAAGGAACUGCUUCUUAUUAUGGAGCAGCCAUAGAGGCAGUGGAUAACUUUGCAGCUCCAACUGCCACUCACUCAAUCAAUGAUUGGGUCUCAAAGCAGACCGAAGAUAAAAUCACAAACCUGAUCCCUCCUGGAAUCCUAAAUGAUCUCACACGCCUUGUCCUGGUGAAUGCCAUCUAUUUCAAGGGGAACUGGGAAUCAAAAUUUCGUGCCGAAAAUACUACACAAGAAACAUUCAAGGUUUUAGAUGAGAGAAAGAAGGUUCCGGUGAGUCUUAUGAUCCAAAAGGGUAAAUUUGCUUUGGCUGUUGACAAAACCAAUGACUGUCUUGUGCUAGAGAUGCCAUAUCAAGGCCGCAAUCUGAGUCUUUUGAUUGCUCUUCCUGUCAAAGAUGAUGGCCUUGGUAACCUUCAGACGAAGCUCUCUGCAGACAUCCUUCGAUCCUGGGACGCAGGGCUCAAAUCAAGACAAGUGAACGUACUAUUACCAAAGUUCAAAUUAGAAGCAGAAUUCCAAUUGAAGGAGGUUUUGAAACGAAUGGGAAUGCCCGACGCUUUUAAUGAUGGCAAGGCUAACUUCGAAGGCAUCUCAGGUGAUAGAGAGUUGUACAUCUCUGCCGUCAUCCACAAGGCCUUUGUUGAUAUCAAUGAGGAAGGGAGUGAGGCAGCUGCUGCAACGGCUGUUGCAGUGAAGUUGGGAUGCGCUCGACCAAGAGAACCUGAGAAGCCGACUCUGUUUCGAGCAGACCACCCAUUUAUCUUCAUGAUUCGUCACCGGCCGACGAAAUCGGUCCUUUUCAUGGGACGAAUGAUGGAUCCCUCCUAGAUUUGGACCGCCAUGUCCACGCUUUAACAAAAAUUACAUUUUCUCUUUCGGCAGUUGAAUCAAAAUGUGUUUGGAAUAACCUAUGUAAGCUUGAUAAUCAGUUCAUGACACAAUAUAAAUGUUUCUUGCGUUUUGAUACCCACUGUCUUGUUUUCUUCAGGCGAGGCUCAAGUUAUCGUUGAUGGGUAGAGAUCACUACAAUCGUAUGCUAAUUGUCACUGCCUGGUUAUACUGGUAUAAAUUACUGCUAUACAACACACUUAACGUAGAACCCAGAAUUUAAAUUAUUCAACAGUAUUGAUGCAAAUGCGUAGGAUUAAAAAAACAUGGGAGUGAUUGAAAAAACAAAACAAAACAAUGUCUGAAAUUUAAAAACUAUGUGGUUACAUUGCAGGUGCAGAGCAAACUAAUUAAUCAUUGACUUCUAUACUUACAGUGUAGUGUGAUAUUUCCUAUUAUUGUGGGUAAUAGAUUACUAAUAUAUGGUACUCCAUUUAUUUCAAAUUAGCCAGCUCAUGGAACUUUAAUUUAAAGAAUGGGUGAUAA
Strongylocentrotus purpuratus (purple sea urchin) is the source of this 2046-nucleotide messenger RNA. RefSeq names its product leukocyte elastase inhibitor. The transcript is spliced from 2 exons. Bases 298 to 1500 code for a protein of 400 amino acids. NCBI's taxonomy places the organism in Eukaryota, Metazoa, Echinodermata, Echinoidea, Camarodonta, Strongylocentrotidae. Gene Ontology annotation, biological process: negative regulation of endopeptidase activity. Gene Ontology annotation, molecular function: serine-type endopeptidase inhibitor activity. The record is from RefSeq and is a predicted model, not a curated record.